AUAUUUGGACGGUCGAGAGGCGGUCACACUAGAUCCGCAUUAGUUUUUUUUCGGGUCCAAAAUCUGUCGAAAUCCGCAAAUUGCAUGUAUAUUCUUGUAUUUAAAGACUGCAAAAUUUGAUAGACAGCGCGAGAGUCAGCUGUAAAAAGCAAACAGUUCGCAAUUCUCCGAGGAGCAACAGCCCCAAAACGAGAGCGUGCUGACCACUUGGAUGCCUGAAAAGUAUUAUGGAAAGAGGAUGCCCAGCUGCUAGCAGUGAAUUUGUGGCCAGUGAAGGGGAGUGUACUCAGUCAGCAGUCAGAAGCUCCACCUCCACGUGGGUCAAGAGUCAGGCCUCAACCAGCCGGAAAGCAGGGUCAUCAGAGGAAUCUGGGGCAUUAUUAAAAGCAGACGAAACACCAGGAGCCGGCCGUCUAGCCUUUGUAUCUAUGUCAACGUUGAGGGAUGAUGUGGAGGACGUGUGUGUGUCGUCAAACUCACAACAUGGCUUCGCCGUAGUUCUGGACGACGAGUCCAGUACCUUUGAGAUUAGCUCUUCCAACUCACUGCCCACAAGCGCGGGGGCGGCAUCCACCGUGGGCGUGGUUGCCGUCGACGAUAGCUCCUCCACGGACACCUUGAACGGUGCCCAUCCGUUGCGUCACCCCGCCUCCUCGGAGCACAGUCGUCAGGGCUUCUUUAACGAGGAUAAUGAAGAUCCUCCGGUUGUCUGCCUUAUAAACGACGAUGACGAUGAUGAGGAGCCCGAGCCGGAGGACGAGGAUGAGGAGGAGCUGAUUGAAGACGCGGAUGAUGACGAGGAAGUUGUGGACAUUGUAGUGGCCGCCAUCGACUGCCCCAACACAUCACAAUUGGCUUUGGCCGAUGGCACUAUCGUGGCGGCCGAUGGAUCUAAGAUCUUCCUGGAGACGCCCGUUGUGGAGGAGGCCCAGCCGCAUCCCGGCCAGGUGGUCACCGUAGGACCCCAGUCUGAGCUUACGGGCAAGCCCAAAAGAUUAAGCGACGAGUUCUUGCUCGGUGAUGAAGAACAGACGGAGAACUUGGCCUUGGGUAGAAUCAUCAAGUCUGAGCCGAUUGGCGCCGUUCAAGACAAUCCUUUUGAAGGCGACGAUGCGGCCACUUGCUCUUCCCUGCACGACCGACUCAUGUCCGUGCGCCUGAAGCAGAUGAGCCUCACGGCCAAUGCUGUUUCGAAUCCCUCGCCAGCAGCCUCUGCCAACGCCGCCGCCCCAGAGGAGGCCUCCACAUCCAGCUCCAGCUCAAACUCCAGCUCUGCCUUAUCCAAGGCAGACAUUGAGUCUAUGGAUCUGAUCGAGCGCCGCGACUUCGAGACGGAGCAGCGGCUAACGGGCGGCAUCAUCCUGCGCACCAGCUCUAUGAUGAGCCAGAACAAACUGAAUCUAAGUCUGAUCAAGUCCAUGGCAGGGGGCAGCAAAGCGGCCAAUGGAUCGGGUGCUGCCAACAGCGAUGAUUGGCCCAGCAGCAGCAACGGGCGCACCGUCUCCUCGGACAGCAAGUACACAUACAAGGAUCUGUCAACGACACCGACAAGCAGUCGCAAGUAUACCAACAGCCGGCUAAGCAAGUCCACUGCCAAAUUAAAUCUGGGCUCCUCGCUGGGCGCCUCCAGUUGCAGCCAGCACCGGAGCAGUUCCAGUUCCACAUCGAAGUCAGCGGAGACGUCGACCAGCUGCACCGGAGCAGCCCGAACAGAUGUAUACACCAACACAAACUCGAAUGAUUACCCAGGCUUGGCUCCAACCACAUCCGGUUCGUCCACAUCCAGCGGCAGCUGUCAGCAGGAGCAGGAGGAGCAGACGACUGCAUCGGUCUCGUACAGUUCGGUGGGAUCGCAGACCUCUCAGGAAAGUGGUUGCAGUCGCACCACCGUUCACAAUCCCUCGGCGGCCUGCUCCGCCGGGACUGCGUGUUUGGGUGAUUCUCAGGCCUCGACUUCGGCGUCCUCCUCCUCCGCUCCCGCUGGGGCUUCCAACACCAAUCGAUGCCAGUAUGCCACGGCAUCGACGACGAAGGCAACGCGCCAGGUAAAUGCCAGCGCUCAGACCCAGGAACGUUUCCUGGCGCGCAGUAACCCGUCCGCUGGCAGUGGAGCGGGAUCAGCUGCGCCACAGCCGGUGGCAGCAGUUCGACAGCGUCGCAAUGGUUCCAGCGAUGUUGUUCACCUGGAAGUGGUUGUGGAGGAUGGAGCCGCUGGCGGAGACGGCGCCAUUGUCGAGCCGGGUGACUUUAGCGCCGAAGAACCGUGGGCCAAUUGCGAUGAGGAGAACAACUGCUCCGAUCUGGAGGAGAUAUGCACAUGCCAGAAUGGCAACGUAAGCAGCUACGGCGGUAGCAACGCCAGUCUCAGCGAGACCUUCGACCUCGACGCCAUGGAUCCGGAUGAGCCCAUCUCCCUGUCACUUUCCACUGCUGCCUCCGCCACCGGUUUCGCCGACUGCUCGCUGACCAAUCCAAGCUCGUUAAUCUCGCAGCAGCGCAAACGGAAGUAUAACGAAGGUCGUUUGCUAGAUGGCGGUGAUUACUCGCUAACCAUCUCGUCCAGCGGCGGAGUAAGCGGACCGGGUUCGGGUGUCAGCGACAAUUGCCGCAAACGGAUCGCCUACGACUUCGCCUCCACGCCGCGCUCCUCACAACAUUCGGGACCCACAGCAGUGCUGAUUACGCCCACUUCGCACCUGGCAAACGCUUCGCCGGGAUCGGGAUUGGGUCGACGCACGCCUCGUUCUGUUCCGACCCGUGACAAUCCGCCGCCAGAGCUGCAGAACUGGUUGGCCCAAUUCCAACGAUGGUCCCAUGUGGAGCGAUUGCUGGCCCUGGACCGUCUAAUUGACCACUGCGACCCAUCACAGGUGCGCCACAUGAUGAAGGUCAUUGAGCCGCAGUUCCAGCGCGACUUUAUCUCUCUGCUUCCACGGGAGUUGGCCCUCUUUGUGCUUUCCUACUUGGAGCCCAAGGACUUGCUUAGGGCCGCCCAGACCUGCCGGAGCUGGCGCUUCUUGUGCGACGACAACCUGUUGUGGAAGGAGAAGUGCCGCAAGGCUCAGAUUCUCGCGGAGCCGCGAAGCGACCGUCCGAAGCGAGGACGCGAUGGCAACAUGCCCCCGAUUGCCUCGCCGUGGAAGGCCGCCUACAUGCGUCAGCACAUCAUUGAAAUGAACUGGCGGUCGCGACCUGUGCGCAAGCCCAAGGUUCUCAAGGGCCACGACGAUCAUGUGAUCACGUGCCUGCAAUUCUCCGGCAAUCGCAUUGUGUCCGGCUCCGAUGACAAUACGCUCAAAGUGUGGUCGGCGGUCAAUGGGAAGUGUCUGCGCACUCUGGUGGGCCACACCGGUGGCGUUUGGUCCUCCCAAAUGUCCGGUAACAUCAUCAUCUCUGGCAGCACUGAUCGCACACUCAAAGUUUGGGACAUGGACAGCGGCGCUUGUGUUCAUACGCUUCAGGGGCAUACGUCCACUGUGCGGUGCAUGCAUCUUCAUGGCAGCAAGGUGGUCAGUGGAUCGCGAGAUGCAACUUUGCGGGUCUGGGACAUCGAACAGGGUUCCUGUCUGCAUGUUUUGGUUGGUCAUUUGGCCGCUGUGCGUUGUGUUCAGUACGAUGGGAAGCUGAUUGUGUCAGGUGCUUACGAUUACAUGGUGAAGAUCUGGCAUCCGGAGCGCCAAGAGUGCCUGCACACGCUGCAGGGACACACGAACCGCGUGUACUCAUUGCAGUUUGAUGGCCUGCAUGUGGUCUCAGGCUCUUUAGAUACCUCAAUUCGCGUAUGGGACGUGGAGUCGGGCAAUUGCAAACACACCCUUAUGGGCCAUCAAAGUUUAACCUCCGGCAUGGAACUGCGGCAAAACAUACUCGUUUCUGGCAACGCGGAUUCCACCGUUAAGGUGUGGGACAUCACAACCGGACAAUGUCUGCAAACGCUGUCGGGUCCCAACAAGCAUCAGUCCGCGGUAACCUGCCUGCAAUUUAAUUCCCGAUUUGUGGUGACCAGUUCUGACGAUGGCACUGUCAAAUUAUGGGACGUUAAGACAGGCGACUUUAUACGUAAUCUUGUGGCUCUGGACUCUGGUGGAUCCGGCGGUGUUGUAUGGCGGAUCAGGGCAAACGACACAAAACUCAUUUGUGCCGUGGGCUCCCGCAACGGGACGGAGGAAACGAAGCUCAUGGUCCUGGACUUCGACGUGGAGGGGGCUUGUGUUAAGUGCUCAUAGGAGCCGGUGAGGCACUUCCGGUCUGGCCCUCGCUUUUCUAUUCAGGCAGCAAAAGGUCAAGGACGAGGCAGCUAGUAUACAGCUUCAAGCGAGAUUUCAUUGCAAACUCAUCUAAGCACACAGAAACACACACAGACAGUUACCGCGGACGCAGAGGUCCGCAAUGAAAAGUUGAUUGCCUUGCCAACAAAAUGCAGCUGCUCACAUACACCACACACCAUAUACACAGUAAACAUACGAAAGAAUUAAGGAAAAAGAAAGGGGGUCGGGUGGUUGGGGUGUGGCUGUGGCUGUGAGUGUGUAUUGUUAUUAAUACCUUCUUUAAUUUACGUUGCUUUAUAGCCAAAAUUCGUUUUCCACCGUAGAAUAAUUUCGCUUCUUAGUUUUUAUCACGAUUAUCCAUAUGGCGAGAGUCGAUUGAAUUAAUGAUAAUGUAAUGAGUACGUAUUAUAAACCGCAGAUUUACAAUUGCAGAUGCAAAUACUUUGUUCCGCGCCGUGUGAACCCAAGAGAAGGAAUAUGAAAACAGAGCUUUAUAUUGAUUAAAUUGUAAUUUGUUUAAAUGAAAUGCGGAUAAUAUGGAUAUGUUAAUAUUGGCCCAGCAAUUGAGUUGAGUUUGCCGUCUAUUAUGUUUACAUUUGUGGUUUCGUUUCGUCCAACUUGUUUUGUUUAAAUGUACUUGGAGUUACCUACAUUCUAUUGGCUUGCCCUGAUUGUUUCCCCUAAAAUAAAAUUAACUUGAUUUGAUUCUUUUGUCGUGUAGUAGAGUUAGCGUUACUGGCUUCCAAUUCCAAAUUCAAAAUUUCCCAUUUGCCAGGAACCUGCCACAAUUGUCGUACAUAGUGUUUAAGAGUCAUCUGCCGAACUCAUCGAGCAGCAGCUCACCCCAUAAAACAACAAAAACAACUGCUACAACAAAACUGCAACACAACAAACAACACUUACACACACGUGAAAUCAUUAAGCGAACAUAUAUUUUAAUUAUAGACUGAUUUAUUAGUAAUUGAAAUUAAUCUACAAAUAUGUAUGUGUAAUGGUACCGUAUGUAUUUCAAUAAAAUUUAUCGGUUUAAGCAUAAA
Molecule: messenger RNA, 5305 nt
Organism: Drosophila ficusphila
Lineage: Eukaryota; Metazoa; Arthropoda; Insecta; Diptera; Drosophilidae
Gene: ago
Product: F-box/WD repeat-containing protein 7
Exons: 7
Coding region: 228-4226 (1332 amino acids)
Biological process (GO): ubiquitin recycling; proteasome-mediated ubiquitin-dependent protein catabolic process
Cellular component (GO): nucleus; cytoplasm
Molecular function (GO): ubiquitin binding
Source: RefSeq, a predicted model, not a curated record